Rhodotorula toruloides NP11 is the source of this 846-nucleotide messenger RNA. RefSeq lists its product as uncharacterized. The coding region runs from base 1 to 846 and encodes 281 amino acids. The transcript is spliced from 2 exons. Lineage: Eukaryota; Fungi; Basidiomycota; Microbotryomycetes; Sporidiobolales; Sporidiobolaceae. The record is from RefSeq and is a predicted model, not a curated record.
AUGUCGACCGAAGACUUCGCCGGCCUCAUGUUCACCGACCCCGUCCUCUGCUUGAUCGACACGCCCGAGACACCUUCGCCUUCGCCGCCGCUCGCGAACGCAAUCAGCAUCUGGCACACCUCGAACGUCCUCUUCGCCAUCGCGGCGUCGUCGACGACUACGACUCUAGUCAAGACUCUCUGGAAGGCGCCAGGCGCUGCUUACUACUGGACGCUGCCAUGCGCUGGCAAGGAGGAGAUCAAGAACGUUCUUCACUUGCUGGGCCACUUCAAGGACUCCGUCGAGGAGCCGAACACCAUUGCGCGACCGCUCCGACUCAGCGAGCACACUCGCCCGACCGCACUUCUCUCCGGAGGCGCUGCCUACAACGCCGGAGCCCGCCUCGGACCCGCUACUGGCGUCGAUGAGGUGGCCAACUUCGGCGAGGACGAUGAGGAUUUCGAGCUCGAGGAGUCGGAGGACGCGCUUGACAUCGCCGUCGGCCGCGACUGCUUUUCCGUCGAGCCGGGUGAGACCUUCACGCCGCUCGAGCUCUUCCGCCUCCUCGGCCCAAGCUUCGGCCUGUGCUUCAAUCUGCAGCUCAAGAAGGGCACCAACCCGGGCGACGAGCUGCGACGCUUCAUCAAGCCGUCCUCCCUCUCGCUGCGUAACGUCACCGAUUUUUUCAGCGGCGUUGCGUUCCAUCCCCUAGGCGAGCCUGGCGGUCUCCACUUGUUCAGCUACGAGGUGCCGGAUGGCCCACAGCCGUCGGGGAACGAGCCGAGUUCUGCGAGGGUGAUUCCGACUCGCUUCCUUUGGGCGGCGAUCCGCGAGCGCUUUGCAGUCCUGACGGAGCCGUUGUUCUGA